This is a messenger RNA of Protopolystoma xenopodis, 297 nucleotides long. The record is from the annotation of a GenBank genome assembly. Lineage: Eukaryota; Metazoa; Platyhelminthes; Monogenea; Polystomatidea; Polystomatidae.
AUGGCUCUCAGGUAUAGAAUUUACAACUACGAGGAGUAUCUACUUGUUAGAGAGCGAGAAGAGGACGGACUUUCUGACGGCCCUGCUGGUUCUGGAGUAGGACUGACUCUGCGGCGCGGCCUCUCUGGAGGCGGCGGAGUUAUCGGUGGCGGUGGAGCUGGGGGUAGCGGAGACAAUGAUGGCACUCAUCUGUCUACCGGCAUGGCCACCCUGCUGCGCGACCAAGAUAAGAUGGAUCGCUUAAGAAGGAAACUUCAUACUGACGACGAUCGUAAAUGCCUUUGCUAUCUUUUGUAA